Messenger RNA from Musa acuminata subsp. malaccensis (wild Malaysian banana), 972 nucleotides. RefSeq names its product outer envelope pore protein 24A, chloroplastic. Lineage: Eukaryota; Viridiplantae; Streptophyta; Magnoliopsida; Zingiberales; Musaceae. Gene Ontology annotation, molecular function: voltage-gated monoatomic cation channel activity. The record is from RefSeq and is a predicted model, not a curated record. Gene Ontology annotation, biological process: regulation of monoatomic ion transmembrane transport.
GCCGCGGCGGAGUCUUCUUAGCAGCUGCCCGUCUCUCACCCACAAUCCUCACCAUUCGACCUCACAAGCAUCGGCGGAUAGGAAGAGAGAGAGAGAGAGAGAGAGAGAGAUGAAGGCGACGGUGAAGGGCCGAUACGAGGUGAACAAGAGCGCCACCGCCGUCGCUACCCUCACCAACAAUGCCGGCGACGUCCGCCUCAAGGCCUCCAUGACGGACGCCACCUUCGUUCGCGGCCCCUCACUCAACGGCCUUGCCCUCUCCCUCGAGAAGCCUGGCGCCUUCAUCCUCGACUACUACCUCCCCACCAAGGAUGUUCGGUUCCAGUUCAUGAAUUCGGUGCGUUUGAUGGAGAAGACGGUGAACUUGACCUACACCCACGCUUGGGGCGACAACCGCACGGCCCUCGAUGGCUCCGUCGCCUUCGAUCCCUCCAACAAGGUCUCCGUCAACUACGCCUUCGGCACGCCUGGCGCCUGCAAGGUGAAGUACGUGUACGCGCACGGGGAGCUGCGACAGACGGUCCUGGAGCCCUGCUACGACGUGUUCAACAACACCUGGGACUUCGUCCUCACCAGGAACUUGGACGGUGGUGACUCCCUCAAGGCUACCUACCACACCACAACUAAGAACCUCGGCCUCGAGUGGAGCAGGGACUCCAAGGUCAAUGGCUGCUUCAAGAUAUCUGCAACUGUCAAUUUAGCAGAGCAACAGAAGGCUCCAAAGUUGAUUGCUGAGAGUACAUGGAAUUACGAGGUGUGAUAUGAUUUAUAUGCUUUGAGGAAAUUUGGAUCAGACAAUUAUUUUUGUCCAUUUUGUUCCUUUUCUUCUUCGAUUACCGAUUCAUAUUUUAUACUCUGAUUAUGCCAUAAUUAGACCAAAAUGUUGAUUACUGUAAGUAUCAAAGUCCCUUUGUACGGCAGAGAUAUUUCUUUUUAAUCCUCUAGAUUUAUAUAUUUGGUAAUUGCAAUGAA